Messenger RNA from Columba livia (rock pigeon), 1450 nucleotides. It is a transcript of the gene TYMP, whose product is annotated as thymidine phosphorylase. Gene Ontology annotation, molecular function: pentosyltransferase activity; 1,4-alpha-oligoglucan phosphorylase activity. Bases 131 to 1450 code for a protein of 439 amino acids. The transcript has 8 exons. The record is from RefSeq and is a predicted model, not a curated record. Gene Ontology annotation, biological process: pyrimidine nucleobase metabolic process; pyrimidine nucleoside metabolic process. NCBI's taxonomy places the organism in Eukaryota, Metazoa, Chordata, Aves, Columbiformes, Columbidae. Gene Ontology annotation, cellular component: cytosol.
AGCUGGGGAUCCCCCUGAGGGGACAAGAGAGCCUCAGGGUGGGACGGGGACGUCAGAGCCGGGGGCUGCAGCGCCCUGGGGGUCCCGGGGGGGCAGCGGGGGGUCACCGUGCCCCGUGUCCCCAGGCGCCAUGCUGAUGGCCAUCCGGCUGCGGGGCAUGGAUGGGGGGGAGACGCUGGCGCUGGCGCGGGCCAUGGCGGGCUCGGGGCGCGCGCUGGCCUGGCCCCCCGCCUGGCGCGGGCUGCUGGUGGACAAGCACUCGACGGGCGGCGUUGGGGACAAGGUCAGCCUGGCCCUGGCCCCCGCCCUGGCUGCCUGUGGCUGCAAGGUGCCCAUGAUCAGCGGGCGGGGCCUGGGCCACACCGGGGGCACGCUGGACAAGCUGGAGGCCAUUCCCGGCUUCUGCGUCACCCAGAGCCCCGAGCAGGAUGCUGCGAGGACCCCACGCUGGCACUCGCCCCCGCAGAUGAGGAGCAUCCUGGAGCGCGUGGGCUGCUGCAUCGUGGGGCAGAGCGAGGAGCUGGCGCCGGCCGACCGGGUGCUGUACGGGCUGCGGGACGUCACCGCCACCGUCGACAGCCUGCCCCUUGUCACCGCCUCCAUCCUGAGCAAGAAGGCAGCAGAGCAGCUCUCAGCGCUGGUGCUGGAUGUCAAGUUCGGGAGCGCAGCCCUGUGCCCCACGCAGGACAGUGCGCGGGAGCUGGCCCAGAGCCUGGUUUGGGUGGGCGAGCGGCUGGGCAUCCACACGGUGGCCGUGCUGAGCCGCAUGGACGAGCCGCUGGGCCGCUGCGUGGGCAACUCGCUGGAGGUGCUGGAGGCCCUGGAGUGCCUGGACGGGGGCGGCCCCCCCGACCUGCGGGAGCUGGUCACCGCCCUGGGUGGGCUGCUGCUGUGGCGCUGCGGGCUGGCCGGGGGGGUCCCUCAGGGCCGGGAGCGGCUGGGCCGGGCGCUGGACGACGGCUCGGCCCUGCGCACCUUCGAGGCCAUGCUGGGGGCGCAGGGGGUGCCCCCCAACACCGCCCACCGCCUCUGCACCGGGACCCCCGAGCAGCGGCGCGGGGUCCUGGGCCAGGCCAGUGUCUGCGAGGAGCUGCCGGCGCUGCAGGGGGGCUGGGUGCAGCGCGUGGCGGCGCUGCCGCUGGCGCGGGUGCUGCAGGAGCUGGGGACCGGCCGCGCGCGCGCCGGGGACACCGUGAACCCCCGCGUGGGGGCGGAGCUGCUGGUGGCCGCGGGGCAGCGCGUGCGGGCAGGGGAGCCCUGGCUGCGGCUGCACCACCAGGGGGCGCUGUGCGGCGCGGCGCGCCGGGCCCUGCAGGGGGCGCUGUGCCUGGGGCCCGCCCCGCCCCCCGCGCCCCCGCCCCGCCUGGCGGAGACCGUCCUGGGGCCCGGGACCCCCCCGGGGCCCCCCGGCGCCCCCGAGCCCCCCGCAUCGGCGGGGGACGGGCGGUGA